AUGGCCAGAGGUGCGUCACAGUCUCAGGCUUCGUCUUCAACGUCUGGUCGGGCGGGGUUCGUCGGCAUAGUGCCGCGUGGAUCUGCCGCAGUGGCAGCAGGGAUGCGGCGCCAGAGAGUUGGAGCCAGCGAUGGAGGCGGAUCCGGUGGGAGCGGAAGCAAUAUGGUGGGGUUCUACACCGUUGACGCCCCUGGCUUGAAGUUCUCCCCUACUGUCGUCCUUGUUAAGAGUUGGAGCCAGCGGUGGAGGCGGAUCCGGCGGGUUUGGUGGUGGCGGAGCGGAAGCAAUAUGUUGGGGUUCUACACCGACGACGCCCCUGGCUUGAAGUUCAUCCCUACUGUCGUCCUCGUUAAGAGCCUCUGCUUCAUCGGCUUCGUUACCGCUCUGAUACCAUAA
Molecule: messenger RNA, 396 nt
Organism: Nelumbo nucifera (sacred lotus)
Lineage: Eukaryota; Viridiplantae; Streptophyta; Magnoliopsida; Proteales; Nelumbonaceae
Source: RefSeq, a predicted model, not a curated record